AUGUUUGCCAACCUGACGUAUCAAGACAAGCAGGCGUUCUUCGCCCUGCUGGACGAGUACUUCGAGUCGCGCCCGCACCUGGCGCACCUGAGGGGCGAGUCGCCCCUGCCUUCCCCGGGCGGCCUUGCCCCGCCGAGCAUCGACUCGAGCAGCCGGCCGCGAAGCUCGACGGCGAAUUCGUCUUCCUCAACUGCCGGAGCCGCACCGGCGCUUGGCGGACGCACGCUGCCGCCGCCCGUGCACCACGAUGCCGCGGCGACACCGCCUGUCCGCCAUACCCCCUCCCCCUCUCUGCCCGCCGCUACGCACCACACGCCGGGCUCAGGACUCACGUCGUCGAGCAGCCACCGCGCUGACGGCCUGAUGGGCAGCGCCAAGUCGCUCGCCUCUACAGGAUAUAAGUUUGGCCGCUCCGGAGUCGGAAAGCUUGCGCAGAACCAGCACGUCUCGGGCGCGAUGGGCAAGAUCGGAGCCGGAAGCUUCAACGACAAGCUCGCCAAGGCGGGCGACACGCCGCGCAGCCGUACCGCUGGUGCCGAUGCUACUGGAGGCACCGUGGGUGGUGGUUACACACCGCGCACGACGGGUCCGCCCCAGCCCCCGCCCAGCCGUGGCGGUGCCGCGAAGGGUAACCGCGCCCAGGCGCAGUACGACUAUGAUGGAGGAGACGCAACCGACCUCCCCGUCAAGGAGAAUCAGAUCGUCAACAUUAUCGCGAAGACUAGCGAGGACUGGUGGACGUGCGAGGACGACGACGGGAGGCAGGGUCUCGUGCCGGCGAACUACCUCAAGGAGCUCUAA
Messenger RNA from Trichosporon asahii var. asahii CBS 2479, 801 nucleotides. RefSeq lists its product as uncharacterized. Gene Ontology annotation, biological process: endocytosis; actin cortical patch localization. The record is from RefSeq and is a predicted model, not a curated record. The transcript has 2 exons. The coding region runs from base 1 to 801 and encodes 266 amino acids. Gene Ontology annotation, molecular function: protein binding. NCBI's taxonomy places the organism in Eukaryota, Fungi, Basidiomycota, Tremellomycetes, Trichosporonales, Trichosporonaceae.